Molecule: messenger RNA, 2673 nt
Organism: Mycena indigotica
Lineage: Eukaryota; Fungi; Basidiomycota; Agaricomycetes; Agaricales; Mycenaceae
Product: Peptide hydrolase
Exons: 7
Coding region: 37-2673 (878 amino acids)
Biological process (GO): proteolysis
Molecular function (GO): metalloexopeptidase activity
Source: RefSeq, a predicted model, not a curated record
UACAAUGCUCCCAAGCGGACAUCGUCAUCCUACACGAUGCAAAUGGUGGGAGGCAUUGCGCGGGUUUCAGCGCUCGGGACGCUACCAACGACCAUUCUUGUUGUCGCGCUCUACACAGUGCUCUUCCUUGCCGUUUUUUAUACCGACAAGGUUCCUGCAGUUCCGAAGGACCAACAUGGCCUUAACCUGACAGAGGCAUAUGUGGAUCUUGGUCGUAUCGCCGCCCACCCUCACCCAUUUCUGUCGCAUGCAAACGACCAAGUGCAUUCCUUCAUUCUCGGCCGCCUCAACAGCAUCGCAAAACUCCACCCUCAUGUUGAGGUGGUCAACGACGUGUUCACGAAUGCUUCAUUGCCGGCUUGGAACGGUGGUGGGAACGUUGUCUACCACGAAGCAACGAAUUUGCUCGUCAAGGUCCAAGGCACGGAUCCCACCAAGCCGGGGGUGCUCUUCUCAGCGCAUUAUGACUCGGUUUCAACCGCGUCCGGCGCAACAGACGACGGGAUGGGUGUGGCUACUCUGAUUCAGCUAGUUCAGUAUUUCGGCGAAAACAGACCCACUCGGACAGCAAUCAUCAAUAUCAACAACGGGGAGGAGGACGGGCUCAAUGGGGCUUAUAUAUUCACACGCCAUCCAUGGGCGAAUCUGACCGACUCGUUUCUUAAUCUGGAAGGAGCUGGCUCUGGAGGCCGCCCUCUGCUUUUCCGGGGCACCUCACUUGCGACCAUUGAAGCAUUCCACGUUCCUCAUCCGCAUGCAAAUGUCAUUUCCGCCGACGCAUUUGCGAUUGGGCUCGUCCGUUCCGGCACAGACUAUAGUGUCUAUACCGAAUCUGGGAUGCAGGGACUUGAUUUCGCGUUCUACAAAGGUCGAAGCAAGUACCACACCAAAUACGACGCAAUACCGUAUACUGUGGGCCACGAGGCGGCAUUGUGGGCCAUGAUGGAGUCAGCAAAAUCGGCUGGAUCGGCGUUGUUGAACAGCGAUGAAACACACGGAGGAGGCCCUCCAGCAGUAUAUUUUGAUCUGUUUGGCCUUUGGCUGGUGGUAAUGCCGUUGCGCUGUCUCUAUAUCGUCAACAUCUUCCUCUUGGUCGCUGGGCCGUUGGUGAUGGUGGUCGUAGCUGUCGCUGAAGCGUCAAUUCUUCGCGGGCGUCGAGCUGAGAGCGAAGACAUACUAAACGAUGAGAAUUUCCAAUCCAAUGUUCCAUCUAACGGCGCGUGGUCAUGGGCUAAAUUCUGGGUUGGAGUCGGUGUUUCGGUGGCCCUACAAGCAUUGCUUGUCUUUCUUUAUCUGCGAUUCAAUCCUUAUAUUGUUCAUUCCCGCCCUUCUCUGGUAAUCACCUCGUCGUUCACCCUUGCCUAUCUAUCUCUUGUUCUUGUCACAACGCCGGUUGGCAAGCAGGUCAUGUAUUUCCAGACAUACAUCCUGACCUGGAUUCUCCUCGCCUUGUCAACCGUUGCUGUCAACGCAGGGAUCGGUGGUGUUUACUUCGUCACAGCGUGGAACGCCGCGAUCUGGCUGGCCUGUCUCCUUGGCUCCAUCGAAAACAUGGUUGGAGCACAACAUCAGCGUACUGAUUAUACUGCAUUGCCCCACCAAGACGACAAACAGCCGGUUGAAGACGGAGGAGAAGAAGCAGUUUUGCUCUUUCCCGAGCCUCAAAAGCGAGAGGAAAGCGGUGCCCUUCAGUGGUGGAUCCCCCAACUUGUGCUAGCUGUUGGAGUGCCUGUCACGCUUCUUAUCCACAUUACUGUGCUGAUGGUGGCCUCACUGUCCCAAACGCUGGCUGACGGUAGUCCACCAAACAUAGUCUACAUUGUCAUUUCCACCCUCAUCUUUAUGACGGUGCUUUGCAUCGUUCCUUUCACCUCCAGGAUCCAUUCGUUCAUCACGACGACGUGCAUUAUCCUCUUCAUCGUGGCAACAAUAUACGGCCUGACGACGUUCCCCUUCUCGGCCCAGGAACCACUGAAGGUGUCCUUUCAGCAAACCAUCGCGCUGGGCGACGUGUCUUCACCGAAUGCAGAAAUCAAGUUUGCCACCAGCACCGUUAUCGGUGUGGAACAGCAUUUUGUGCAGGACUUGUUGAAGAUGAUACCGAGCGCAACGGAGCCAUCAGCAGAGCUAAGAUGUGUCGCGAACAGCACCGCGAUACCAGGGCUCGCUGCGUGUUCCUGGAAGUCUCAGCUGCUGUCCUUGCCAUCGCCGGAUGACAAAUCGACUGCCCCGGCGAGAUGGGUCACUGCCAAUGCGACAAUAUCAGGACCAACAUCCGCGCGAUUCGUAGUGGCGGCGAGAAAUUCACGCGGGUGUCGACUGACUUUCACCAACGGCAAUCUGCGCGUGAAGAGCCAUUUCGUGCACGGUGCAAAGGAAGGGAAGGUAUCGGUCGCCGAGGAGUACACUGAGAUGCUCCUUUGGAGUCGACAAUGGGGUCGGCAGUUCACUGUCGAUGUUGAAUGGGAAGUUAAGGCAGGAGAGGCGUCAGACAGAAGGCUGCAGGGCACGAUUUCUUGCUUGUGGGCUGAGUAUGCGAGCGGGAGCGCGGGGGUCAAUGAGACGGGGCGGAUACCAGCUUUUGAGGAAAUUGUCACUCUCCUGCCAACCUGGGGGGUGGUCACGAGGCAAGCGCAGGGGCUCGUCAAGGCGUCUUACACGUAUUCCGUGUGA